Molecule: messenger RNA, 6804 nt
Organism: Colossoma macropomum (tambaqui)
Lineage: Eukaryota; Metazoa; Chordata; Actinopteri; Characiformes; Serrasalmidae
Gene: itsn2b
Product: intersectin 2b
Exons: 39
Coding region: 289-5802 (1837 amino acids)
Biological process (GO): intracellular signal transduction; positive regulation of Rho protein signal transduction
Molecular function (GO): protein binding; calcium ion binding; guanyl-nucleotide exchange factor activity
Source: RefSeq, a predicted model, not a curated record
CAAACGCGAAGGCCCGUGAACGGCAGGCCGAGCAGGCAGCCAUGUUGUUUGUCUGACAGCAACAGGUAGUUGGAGUUAAAGGGGGGUGGAGAGCCUGAAUUCUCCGCUGUAACCGAAAGACCAGCCGCCUCGCCGCAGGUAUAGGAGCGGACUCGGAUAGAGGAUAGUUACGCCUGAACGAUAAUGACCGUGACUGUGUGAUGUGGAGCGCAGAUGCCUGAGCUAGCCAGCUGAGACGAGGAUCAGGACCACUCUCCUCCUGUGUCCCCUCCACCACCACCUGCAGUCAUGAAUGGUGGUCGUAGCAUUUGGGCUAUAACUCCAGAGGAGAGAGAUAAACAUGAUCAGAAAUUCGACGGUCUCUCCCCAGCACAGGGUUUUGUGUCUGGGGAGCAGGCACGAAAGUUCUUCCUGCAGUCAGGCCUCCCUGCUUCUGUGCUGGCUGAAAUUUGGUCUCUGGCUGACAUGAACAAGGAUGGUAAAAUGGACCGUCUGGAGUUCUCCAUUGCAAUGAAACUGAUCAAGAUGAAGCUGCAAGGUCAGAAUCUGCCUACGGCUCUGCCCAUUAUCAUGAAGCAGCCACCAGUGCCUGCUCCCAGUAUGCCAGUAGCACCACUCGGGAUUGGAUCCAUGUCAAAUAUACCCAUGAUGCCCACUAUGCCUGUUCUUGCACCUCUGACCUCAUUAAGCCCUAUGCAGGGCGUGGCCCCCAUGAUGCCCACUGGACUGGCCAUGCCAAUAAUGCCCACAAUUAGCACUCCUGCUCUGCCCAACGGGCCUGUGGGUAUCUUGCAGCCCAUUCCUGGUAACACUCUCCCACUGAACAGCUCCUUUACUUCCCCUCCUUUGGGUUCUUCUUCCACCUUUAUGAACAUGUCAUCAUCUCUUCUGGACCUGGGUUCAAGCAGUUCCAACUCCUCUUCCACCACAUCUUUAGCCAGCAACUCUCCUAUGGCCGGCCCCUCGGACUGGGCUGUGCCGCAUUCAUCCCGCCUCAAAUAUAGGCAGCAGUUCAACAGUCUGGAUAAGCAGAUGACUGGCUAUCUUACAGGCCUUCAAGUGAGAAUUGCAAUGGCUUCAACUUUACUAACUCAGACCCAGCUAGCCGCCAUCUGGAACCUGGCAGAUGUAGACAAAGACGGUAAACUGAGGGCAGAAGAGUUUAUUCUAGCUAUGCACCUAGUUGAUAUGGCCAAGCAAGGACAGCCUCUGCCUCUCUCUCUUCCUCCGGAUCUAGUGCCCCCAUCACUCAGGGGCAAAGUGGGCGAGUCGCUGAAUGGAACUGCCAGUCCAUCCAUCUAUGCAGCGUUGCCUGAUGAGUUUACUGAGGCUGAUCCACCGCAGAAAUCCAAGAACUUGAGCUUUGAAGACAAGUUUAAGCGAAACCUGGAGCUGGGGAACGCGGAGCUGGAGAAGCGGCGGCAGGCUUUACUGGAGCAGCAGCGGCGGGAGGAGGAGAGAAGAGCACAGAAAGCCCGUGAAGAGCAAGAGAGGAGAGAGAGAGAGGCACGUGAGCUGGAGCUGAGGAGGAAGAGAGAGGAAGAGCAGCGGCUGGAGCGACAGAGGGAGCUGGAGAGGCAGAGAGAAGAGGAGAGACUCAAAGAGCUGGAGAGGAAAGAGGCAGCUAAAAAGGAGCUGGAGCGCCAGCGGCAACUGGAGUGGGAGAGGAGGAAAAAGCAAGAGCUCCAGAGCCAGAAAAGCCAGGAACAGGAGGACAUCAUCCGCCUUAAGGCCAAGAAGAGAAGUCUAGAGAUGGAGCUCGAAGCUGUGGGCAACAAGCACAAACAAAUCUCUGACAAACUCAGGGGUGCCCAGGCCAAAAAGAAAGUCGAGAAAAUUGAACUGGAUGGGAUCAACCAGAAGAGAGACAGCUGCAUCAUAGAAAUCAGCUCCUUACAGCAGCAGUUUGAGGAGUUGCAGAGACAGCUGGCACAGUUGGCUCCAGAGCAGCAGAAGCUGAAUGAGAAACUUCGAAGUAUGAAUCUGAACAACGUGCAAACUUCAACAAUGACCACAUUACAAAAGAGUGUUACAGAGAAAGACGUCAACUGUCGAAAGCUGAAAGAACAACUUGAUGUUUUAGAGAAAGAAACAGCAGCAAAACUGUCAGAAAUGGAUCAGUAUAAGAAGGACAUACAGGAACUCCGAGAGAGCCAAAGGAAUCAGCAGGCAGCUCUGGAAAAACUGCGUCUCAUCAAAGAAGACAAACUUCGAGAGCUCAAGAACCGUAAACAGGAGGAACUGGAGAGGAGGAAGAGGGAGGAGGAAGAGCAGCGGCGCAUCAAGCAGGAGAAGGAGCGCCAGUGGCAAGAGAAGCUGAGACGAGAUGAGGAGGAGAGACAGAAGAAACUGCAGGAGGAGCGAGAGGCCAAGCUUCGUGAGGAGGAGGAGAGAGAGAGACAGGCCCGCCUGCAGGCUGCCAAAGAACAGGCAGAGAGGGAGCGCAGGGCUCGAGAGGAGGAGGAGAGGAGACGGAGGGAGGAGGAGGAGAGGAGACGGAGGGAGCAGGAGGAGGAAAGGAGACGGAGAGAGGAGGAGGAGAGGAGGAGAAUUGAGGAGGAGGACCACAAGAGGCGAGAAGAAGAGAGGAAGAAAAUAGAGGAGGAGAGGAGGAAGCUGGAAGAGGAGCGGAGAAAACUGGAGGAGGAGAAACAAAGACAGGAGGAGGAGAGGAGGAGACAGGAAGAAGAGAGGAAGUGGGAGGAGCGGAAGAAAGCAGAGGAGGAGAGGCGAGAGGAGGAAAGGAGGCGGCACCGAGCACAGGAAGCAGCUGUCAGGGACGCAGAGGAGCGAAAGAGAAAAGAGGAGGAGAGGAGGAAGCAGGAGGAAGAGAGGAGGAAGCAAGAGGAGGACGACAGGAAGAGGCGAGAGGAAGAGAAAAGGAAACAAGAUGAGGAGCGGAGGAGAAAGCAGGAGGAGGAGGCGGCUGGUGCUGCUGCUGCUGCUGCAAGGCUGAAAGAAGAGCAGCAGAAUAAGCAGAAUAAACAGAAUAACAAGCUGAGUAAUUCCAAAGCGGACCUUGUCGCUGCUCUGCUUCGAGGCCUGGAGGAGAGGAAAGGUAAUAGGCUGCCAAUUCACAGAAAAUCAGCAGCUCUGACCAGAUUUAAAGCACUCUACCCCUUUGCAGCGAGGAAUGAGGAUGAACUCUCCUUUGAGACGGGUGAUGUAAUUGAGGUGGAUGAGACCAUUGAAAGGGAGGCUGGUUGGCUCUAUGGCAGCCAUCAGGGAAAAGUGGGCUGGUUCCCUGAGAGCUAUGUGGAAAAGCAGUCAAAGCCUGAGCCCCCUGCCAAACCAGCUCUUAAGCCUCAGGCCUCCCUCUCCGUCUCUAACAAACUCACUGAGGCUUCUGUUCCAAGCGGAUUAGGCCAGAACUCUGCCUUCACCCCCACUCAUGCCCCGACUACCACCUCCUCUGAGCACAACCAGAUGGUGGGGAACCUUAAGGUUCAAGCCUUAUGUUCUUGGACAGCUAAAACAGACAGCCACCUCAACUUCUCCAAGGAUGAUGUGAUCAUGGUUCUGGAGCAGCAGGAGAACUGGUGGCUUGGAGAGCUAAAUGGAAAGCAGGGCUGGUUCCCCAAAAGCUACGUCACUGUGCUGAGCAGCAGCGACACAUCGACAGAUUCCACGGAAGGACUUGACUCGUCCGCAGCAGACGGCUCUUCUCUUGAGGAAUAUGUGGCUCUCUAUACCUAUGAAAGCCCUGAACCUGGAGAUCUGACCUUCAACGAGGGAGACACUGUUUUGGUGAUACAGAGAGAAGGAGAGUGGUGGAGAGGCAGCAUAGGAGACCGCUCUGGACUCUUCCCCGCCAACUAUGUUAAACCGAAGGAAACUGAUACUUCAAAGCUUGGUUUGCCUGGAAAGAAGCCAGAGAUAGCCCAGGUGACAGCUCCAUAUACGGCCUCAGGGACUGAGCAGUUGAAUCUGGUUCCUGGCCAGCUUAUCCUCAUCCUCAGUAAGAACCCCACUGGCUGGUGGCUGGGGGAACUGCAGGCGCGUGGUAAGAAGCGUCAGAAGGGCUGGUUCCCAGCAUCUCACGUCAAGCAACUGGGCUCAAACAGCGGCAAGUCAACCCCUGCAGCUGUAGCAGUCUGCCAGGUCAUUGCCAUGUAUGACUACACGGCGGCCAACCAGGACGAGCUCAGCUUCUCCAAGAGUCAGCUCAUCAACGUGCUGGACAAAAGUGACCCUGACUGGUGGAAGGGAGAGAUCAACGGAGUCACGGGCCUGUUCCCCACCAACUAUGUGAAAAUGACAACCUCAGAUUCUGACCCUUGCCAGCAGUGGUGCGCUGAUUUGACCAGCCUGGACUCCAUGAGCCCUCAGGAGAAGAAACGGCAGGGCUACAUCCACGAGCUCAUUGAGACAGAAGAGCGAUACAUGGAGGACCUUCAGCUGGUCCUGGAGGUGUUCCAUAAGCCAAUGUCUGAAUCGGGACGGCUGACUGAAGCUGAGAUGAAUAUGAUUUUCGUCAACUGGAAAGAGCUCAUAAUGUGCAACACAAAGCUGCUGAAGGCCCUUCGAGUGAGGAAGAAGAUGGGAGGAGAAAAGAUGCCUGUGCCGACGGUGGGCGACAUUCUGGCUGCGGAGCUCUCUCACAUGCAGGCCUACAUUCGCUUCUGCAGCUGCCAGUUAAACGCUGCCGCGUUGCUGCAACAGAAGACCGACCAGGAGCCAGACUUCAAAGAUUUCCUCAAGAAAAUAGCCACAGACUACCGCUGUAAAGGAAUGCCUUUGUCCAGCUUCUUACUGAAGCCUAUGCAAAGAAUUACACGCUACCCUCUCCACAUAAAAAACAUCCUUGAGAGCACUCCUGAGAGUCAUGUGGAUCAUGCUCAGCUGCGGGAAGCUCUAGAGAAAGCUGAGGAGCUGUGCUCUCAGGUGAACGAGGGCGUGCGAGAGAAGGAGAACUCGGAUCGGCUGGAGUGGAUCCAGAGCCACGUCCAGUGUGAGGGGAUCACAGAGAACCUGGUAUUCAACUCUCUAACCAACUGCCUGGGUCCUCGAAAGCUGCUGCACAGUGGGAAACUGUUCAAGACCAAGAGCAACAAGGAACUGUAUGCCUUCCUCUUCAAUGAUUUCCUGCUCUUCACCCAAGCUGUCAAGCAGUUCACCUCCUCAGGCUCAGACAGGCUCUUUAGCCCAAAGUCCAACACCCAGUACAAGAUGUACAAAUCACCUGUGUUCCUAAAUGAAGUCCUGGUGAAGUUGCCAUCUGACCCGUCCAGUGAUGAGCCAGUUUUCCACAUCUCUCACAUUGACAGGGUCUAUACUCUCAAAACAGAGAACAUCAACGAGAGGACUGCAUGGGUUCAGAAGAUCAAGGCAGGUUCAGAGGAGUUCAUCGAGACGGAGAAAAAGAAACGGGAGAAGGUCUAUCAAACUCGUUCUAUGAAAGCCAGUGGAAUUGGUCGUCUGCUUGUCACUAUCCAGGAGGCCACAGAGCUGAAGUCCUCUAAGCCAAAUGGAAAGAGCAACCCGUACUGUGAGGUGACCAUGGGUGCACAAUGCUACACCUCUCGAACUUUAAAUGACACGCUCAACCCUAAGUGGAACUUCAACUGUCAUUUCCACAUAAAGGACCUCUAUCAGGAUGUACUGUGCAUCACCAUUUAUGAACGUGAGCAGUUUUCUCCUGAUGACUUCCUUGGUCGCACCGAGGUUCCUGUAGCCACUAUCAAAAAGGAGCUGGCAAACAAAGGUCCAGCCAUCAGAAGGCUGCUGCUUCACGAAGUGCCCACCGGAGAGGUGUGGGUCAGGCUCGACCUGCAACUGUUUGAUGGCAAAGCCCCGAAUUGAGAGGAUUUGAGCUGAAGAACCCGCCUGUUCAGCACAAACGAGCUACCGAAUUCCUCCAGAUCUUCCAUAUGUUGCCUUUCCUUACAGCUCCUUCAACUACUGUGGAACGUGCUACUGAAUGUGAGACUAUUUCUUGUCAAACGUGUUAAUUGCCCAGUUUUGCAAUUUGCAGCAUUUUGUAUAACAAGUGACCUAAAAUGGAGGACAUUUGUGGUUUUGCCAGACUAGUUUACCACUGGAUGUAGAGAUUUCUCAGGAUUUCUAUUUUUCUCUAAACAUACUGUCUAUUUUGCUGUAGUAGAAGUUGUAUUAUUUCUUUUUUUCUUCAUUUGAUUUGAUUUUUAGUAGAUCAGGAUUGGCACUUGAUCCUGUAAGGGAACACUACUAUCUUUUUUUUUAAGCUUCUUUAACCUUAUACUGUAUAAUUUAUGCACCUAUGCUUUAUUAUGUAGAAAUGCAUUUGCAUCUGCCAGUUUUUCAAAAAUUGGAUUCUUUUAUGGAUCUUAAGUCUUAAGGAAACGGUAGUUUAUUUUCCCAGAAAGUUCCCAAAAAAAAAACGUUUUACUACAUAAUGGUACAAAUGAAGUGAUUACACAGGAGAGACCCUAAAAAAGGACUAAUCACUGUUGAUUUUGUGUGCGUUUUAUUUAUUUUAAUUUAUGCGUCUCUGACUAUCCACACUUUAGGAGCAGCUCACUGUGUUCAUUACUGCCAUCAGCAUUUACACCACACGCUUCAUUAGCCCUCUGCCUUAAACUGCCCAGGAUCUACGAUCCAGUGCAGGUUUUGUUAGGUUUGUUUCAAUUUUAGCUAUAAGUAUGUUUUAAAUACCAUCUCAGUGUCUGCCUUUUUUUAUUAUUAUUAUAUUUUUUUUUUAUCUUCUGGGAGUGCAGGCUUUGCUGAUUUACUCAAAAAUGACACAAGCAGAGUAUCUAACAUGAGCACAAAUAUGCAACAGAAAAAUCAGGGUUCUGAAGCAAAUAAAAAUUUAUUUGACAUUUU